AUGCUGUUGUCUCAACACACACACACACAUUUUUCCCUCACAAGAACAUCUCCCGCUCUCGACGGUCUCAACGCUAUUUUAUCACCAGACGGCGUGUCGCAAGCUUUUGGAGCAGGGCAGUUUCGUCCUUUCGAGUACCGUCGACCUCGAGUUUUGCAUGACCUCCAACAGUUUCUCAAUGAAACGCUAGGUUGGCUCUUGAUCUUUGGGUUCAGUCGGCGCAAAGCUGAGUAGAUUAUGUUUCGCCAGUUUGCUGAAUUAUUCAGACAUCUAAAAAUUUGAGAACGGCCACUCAAAAAGGUUUCAAAAAACUUGCUUUAAUGAGAAUAAUAAUGGAUUUAGAUAAUAAUGCGUUUAGAGAAAAUGGAAAAGGACGUCAAAAAUAGAUCGUGGGGCAGCAUAUCCUCCUUAUGGCUGAUCAGAAUGAUUUCAUUGUAGAAUGGUAGUAGAAAAAAACUUCGCAGUUCUUUUUUUCUAUGUAAAAAAAUCUCAGUAAUUUUUUUGUUAAACAGGAAUCAUAACGUAUGCGACUUAUUAAAAAUAAUAAUUUUAUGUGCUUUCACAUGAAUCGUCAAGGUGACUGCUGGGUCAUAAACAGAAACCUUUUUUGAUUCACUUAGCCCUAGAGGGCACCUUCCAAAAUCUCACACGGCCAUCUAUUUUUCAUCAGGCUAUCACGUCAAGUUCGUGCGAACUCGGGUGUUUGAGUAAAUUAUAUUUCUGGCGGGUGCUCGAUAAAUUGUGUAGAAGCCGACAAGUCACGAAAUAAAUGAAAGUGCUACGAAAAAGGAACUCACACGUCGAGAUCGGUAAUUGGAAGUUGGGGGUCGUGGGUCCUCGAAGCUCGGAUCAUCGUCGUUUCGGCGUCGACCGUUUGCCAAGAAAGCCUUGGCGAGGUCUCAAUUGCGAGCAAAAAUCCGAGAACACGUUGAAAGAACGUUUUGGAUGCAGCUGGAAAUUGGGCGAGGGAACGCGCGAGGUUUUACGAGGGAAAUUGCAGAAUAUUUUCUACAUUUUUCAUUUUUCAAAUUAUUCUGGUUUUUGGCGAGGGUAAUUGGAAAUGAAAAUUGAAGCUAAUAACUUUUCUUCAAAAAAACUACAAUUUGAGACCCAAAACGCCAUCAAUCACACUCGAAAAACGUAGGAAAUAAAGAUGGCGAGCCAGGGAUUACAUUUUCAAAAUUUGAGUGAGCGAAUCCCAGCUGAGAUUGCUUGGAAAUGGUGGCUUUUCGUGUUUACUCGUGUAUUCCUAUAAAAGAUUGACGAGAGAUAUAACUAACUUUUGCCGUAAACAAAAAGCCAAAAACUUCUUCCAUUUUCAAAAAAAAAUUUUCACCAUACUCAGAAUUGAAGAAAAAUAAUAAUGAAAAUGAAACUUCAGAACUUUCCGGGAAAAAAACUUUUGCUCUCAUUUCUAUACUCCUUUGUGCCGUAAAAAAACAGCGCUCUAGUUCAAGUUUCGCUCGCCGCCAAGGAAACAGCUGUAGAAGAAUUUGUAAUGUAAACAUUUAUUAUUCCAAAAUUGACGAUCUCGGAGCACGAAAUGCUUCAAAUACGUCUUUGGAAAACUUCCUCGAGAAAUCUUGUGAAAAAAUGUUCGGAGAAGCUGAAGUCAAGUAGAAGAUUCAAAAAAGCUUCAAGAGAAACAUGCGAAGAUGGACUUCACAUCCCCUUUGACCGCGAAAGUCUAAAUCAAAUUGACGAACGGCGUAAUUUUUGCAAAUUUGAAUUUUCUUUCACCUGGAACGAGGCGCUUACGAAAAGAAAAACGACCACAAAAGCAUUGAUACCGUCGCCAGUCAAUGGAAACAAAGCCCAUAAUUUCGAGUAACUGCCAUUUUUUCUUUCGUGUUCAAUUUAAACGUAGGAGGUUUAUAGCUCAAUUUGAUUGAAAGCAAAAAUUGGAAGCGAACAAAAGAUAGUCAAGACUGAAGGGGCAAAAGCAAAGGUCCAUGGCCAAUGCGCAUUUGUGAAAUUGGAUCCGUUCACGUUAGAAGAUGAUCCUUUAUGACUUGGUUGAACAGAUUGAGAAAAACGUGACUCGAAAAACUUUCACAUGGCCUGCAAAAAAUAGCUUCCGAACACUUUUUAAUCGAGAAAAAAAGCCAAAUGAUGCAGAAUUAAUUUCAGUGAGUAGAGCUAAACCUCUUAAGUCUUUUACUAAUCAAGAACCUCGGCUAAGCGGUUUUUCGUUAACUAAAAUAAUUGAAUUCCCAGUAUUUCAGCAUUUGAGAAGUGUUCUUUGUUUUGAAAAGCUUUUAAGCUAUGAAAAGUUUUCCCGAUAUUUUGAAAUUUAGAAUCAGGAGAAAACAUUCAAUCAUUGUUAACCGCAGUUACUCAAGACUUUGAAGCGAUUUCUGUAAAAAACAAUUUUCUUUUAUCGACUUUCCAGUAUUUUAGAGUUCGAGAAGGAUUUUCAAACAUAUAACAGCGGAGAAAAUUUCCAAAAAGCAUUUUCAAUCAGUAAAUAACAGAACAAAAUCCAAAAACUGAAUAUUGCUCAUUUUGUUAUCCAAAAAACUUUUUCAAGCGUUUUAAGGAACACUUAUGCUGAUCGGAAUUUACUCGUUUCGGAAUUUUUUGAGAAAAAAACGGCAAAUGGGAAGAACAAACACCAAGGUAGGAGCCAAGGAUGGCAUCGAAUUUCAGGAGGUUUAUUGUAUUGGCUAACGUCGAAAUCGAAAAUUCAAGGUGAUACUUUGACGAGAAAGAGAAGGAAACGACAAAAUGAAAGGAUUCGGAGAAGAAAAGCCGCUCGGAUUGUGGUGAGAAGAUAUGAAUCGGAUGGGUCCCUGUGGUCGUUUUCCCAAAAAUGUCCAACACAAAGUGUAAUUGGCGAGAUGCCAGACUCUAUUAGCCGCCCAACUUAUGAUGAUAUUGGGGAAUUCGAAAGAAAACCAAGACUCACAUGGUAGGCAUCUUGACAACGUCGUCCCGCCGACGCGUUGGCGAGGCUUCUUUUUCGUGAGGUUCUCAGUAUAAUUGGCGGGCUCAGAGAAUAUCUCGCCUUUUCGGAUAUCAAUUGGAAGAAGGCCAAGAAGCUUCGGCGUGAGGCUGUCUCCCAAGAAGAAAACGACUAUGCGGCCACGCCCCGCAAGCACCGACGACGAAUAUAAGCGGAGGCGUCGAGAAGGGUGUGCUCGCGUUGGCCGGAAAACGCGCGCCAAUUCAAAUCCGCCUCCAAAAAACUUUUUUUUCAAUUCAUCAGAGAUCUAAAAAAUAUGGGAACAAAAGCAAGGUACUCCCAAGCGCCGGGUAUCCAUUUACAAUGAUCUCUCAGACGCACUUGAAACGAAAAAUUCAAGCUUCCGCUCAAAUUUAUUUGACCAGUUGAAAAGACAAGCAGAACUUUGUACCUUUCAAUUGAAAAAUAUUAGGAAAACCUUUGUAAACCUAAGGUAUUAUAUAAACAUGACAUCAAGAUUUUUUCCGAACUGUCUUUUCCGAGUUUUGCUUCAACCUUUUCGACUCAUCAAUCAUUCUUGAAAAAUAUUCAAUAUACAUCAUCGAACGAAUUUACUUUUCAACAAUUGUACUUUAAAGAAAAACGCAAAAACUUGUUCCAAAGAUCUUUUUCAAUUCGUCUCGGAGAUCUAUGAAAGACCUUCCAGACUUCGCCCGAAAAAACCUUUAGACUCUGACCGGAAGCCGCUUUUUCGCUCAUAUCGAAUUCUUUUGUUUCAGACUGAAAAACGGCACAUCAGUAUUAUGUCAUUUCUCUUGUUUGAAAAUCUUCAAUAAAUUCUUCUAUGCUAUCCCUCCAUCUUCAGUUUAUAAUAUUUCUCAUUCAAUUACUCAAACGCCUCUAUUUAUCUUCGAAACCUUGUUUUUGGUUCUCCUUUUUUGCCUAAACAUAGGAAAAAAUCUUCUGAAAACCACGAAGCAGCUGCAAACGACUUCACAUUCUCCAAAUGUUGGUCAUGAAUAAUAGAAAGCGGGCAUAUACCAAACGAAUUUCCCAGCCUUUUCCAAGUUUCCUCAGUUCUUUUUCGGACGGCGAACCUUAAAUAUUCCAGGUCAGAGUUUUCAAGCACUAGUCCUUCUCAAAAGUUGCACGUCAAAGAUCACUCGAAAAAUUCCCUUGUUUCUUCAAGGUGUUGACUUUGUGUUCUUUAAAGCCGAUUCGUGGGAGGACAAAGAAAAAAGAAAACAAAAAGAUCGUAGGAAAAAGAAGAAAUAAAAAUUUUUCAGGCCGUCCUGCACCGUCAGUUCACUGGAUCGACAACACUGGCAAAGAGAUUGAAGAGUCCAGAAAAAUGAAGGUUUUUUGGAUAUUAAAAAUUCCCUCAUCAGAACCCAAACUGGUUAGAUCGAGUCGACAGCGCUGAACACAGUCCUGACGAUAAACAGCAUCGAAGCCAGUCAUCAAGGAGAAUUUACGUUGAGAAUUAAAAAUCGCUGCGGAGAAGACAGAUAUCCCAUCGGUAUUCAGGCAAGUUCGCUCACAUUUCUACCUUUAUUAGUCCAAGGAAAGUCCCACAAAGACCUCGAAAAAAAAAUUGAUACUCUACUUACCCAGCACUGGAGAAUCCUCCACUGGAAAACGUGUUGUUACCCUAAAGUUAAUUUUUUUUUCUAACCAAAAAAUAGUUGAAGUUUACCGUUGGGAUAACCAUCGCGCCGUUGUUAUGGUCGUUUUUUUGUCCUUUUUUCACGUCUGAAAAUUUUUUUUGUAAUUGGAUCAUGUUCCGAAGUUUUUAAGAAUGUUUUCGGUUUCGACUGAAGUUAUCUUCAAAAAAUGUUUUUUGAUAUUUCUCUAACUAGCAAAAAAAGCAAUUUACUCGGACUUUCGAAACCAUUUUGGAAUUGGCCAGAAAGCCCUUAACUUUUCAAGUACUGGAAAAGAUUCUAAGAGUCGUAAUCUGCAAAACUAGUUUCUGAGAGAAAAAAAGCAAAAAAAAAACUAUUUUUUUGAAUAAUUUAUUCUUGAUAAUUAAAAAAAGAUGAGCAGGCCAGGAUCAUGAUGAAGGAAUGUUGUGCACAUAAAUAAUAAAGUUAUUAAAGAAAAAGUACUAAAUUUUUGGACUAAAAAGUACCUUUUUUUGUGAGUAAAAAAAUAUUUAGUAUCUAAGUAAUAAUUAGAGACAAUAAUGCUCUACGAAAAAAAGUACUAUAAAUACUUUUUUUCAAACGUUAUGGCUUGCAACAGCUUUCAAAUUAAUCCGUUUUAAUAUUUAAAAAAACAUAAACAUACGAUUUCCUUUGAAAAACUCUUGCCUCGCACCAAAAUGUAUUCACAAGAAACUAGUUUCGAAAUAUCAUCAUUUCGGUCACUACGACUAGUCACAUAGCCCACAUAACAAAAAUAGAAAUCGAGAGUUUAUGAGAAAAAAAAAGCGGCGAAGAACCAGCCGACGGUUUUGUUGGCCAGAAGGCUGAAAGAAAGAACGUGUGACGAAAAACAGUUAGACGUGAGAAGCAAAUGAAGAUUGGGUCUUCACAUACUUUGUGCAAAUUGGCCAACAACGGGUCGCGAAAUAGCAGGCCGAGUUGCGAGAUUUCGAUACUGACGCUCACAAACUUCAUUUCUUCGCACCUCCUAUCAAUUUCCAAGUGUCCACACCCCUUCGGAGAACCUAAAAUUUCAAUUGGAGGAAGUGGAGAAGAAAAAGCAUAAAUUGUUUCAGGUGACGGACAGACCGGCGGCACCUGGAAAACCAGCAGUCGAGGAUCAGAAUGUGGAUUCAGUUCGACUGCGAUGGGCGGCGCCAACCAAUGAUGGCGGUUCGCCAGUACGCAACUACACAGUCGAAAUGUGCACGGUGAGCAGAAAUUCAAUGAAUGAUAUGAACCGAUCUCGGAUCCAGGAGAAAAAGGCGGAAUGGGUGAAGGCCGAAGUCACGAAGCAGGCGUUCAUCACCUUGUUCAACCUGACAGCCGGCGAAACCUACAAGUUCCGCGUCCGCGCUGACAACACUUUCGGACUCUCGGAUCCUUCUGAGGAAUCUGAACCCGUCAUUGUCAAGGUAAUUUACCUUGAACUUUAGAAAAACUCCAAGUUUCCAGGAUGUCAAGCGCACUGUUGAAGAACCGAAAAAGAAGCAGAAAGUGAAAGAAGAAAAACAAACCAUCGAUUAUGAUAAGCAGGCGACGGACGUGACCGCUUCAGAAUACACAAACGUCGAUAUACAUCGACUUCCCAACGAUCUUCAAGCCAAGUACAUCAUCCACGAAGAACUAGGCAAAGGCGCCUAUGGUACUGUGUACCGAGCCACCGAGAAAGCCACUGGCAAAAUCUGGGCGGCCAAAAUGGUUCAGGUAGAUAUGGCUGAAAUACGUUUGUCUCUGCAAAUUGAGAUUCAGGUUCGACCAGGAGUGAAGAAAGAGAACGUACUUCACGAAAUCGCCGUCAUGAACCAACUUCACCAUGAAAAGCUGCUCAACUUGCACGAAGCCUUCGACAUGGGCAACGAAAUGUGGCUCAUUGAAGAAUUGUAACAAUAACUUCGAAGUUUAAUCAUUGAGAAAAAAAACUACAGUGUUUCCGGUGGCGAACUAUUUGAGAAGAUCAUGGAAGACGACUCCCUGAUGAGCGAAGAAGAGGUUCGCGACUACAUGCACCAGAUCCUUCUCGGCGUCCAGCACAUGCAUAAAAACAGUAUUGUUCAUCUUGACUUGAAGGUACGAAAAAAUCUUUUAUCUCAUAAAAAAACUCAUUUUCCAGCCGGAGAACAUUUUGCUCAAGUCGAAAAACUCGAAUGAACUGAAAAUUAUCGAUUUUGGGUUGGCUCGCAAGCUUGACCCGAAGAAAAGCGUGAAGCUUUUGUUUGGAACUCCUGAGUUCUGUGCUCCUGAGGUUGUCAAUUAUCAACCUGUCGGCUUGGCCACAGACAUGUGGACUCUUGGUGUCAUCUCCUACGUUUUGUACGUUGAUUUGAUUUUUUUUUCGUUCUCAAGCGAGAAAUUUUUAGGCUUUCUGGUCUGUCACCGUUCCUCGGAGACAGCGACGAGGAUACUCUGGCAAAUGUUUCGGCAGCCGAUUGGGACUUUGAUGAUCCAUCCUGGGACGAUGUCACAGACUUGGCCAAGGACUUCAUCUGCCGACUCAUGGUCAAAGACAAAAGAAAGCGCAUGUCCGUUCAGGACGCAUUGAGACAUCCAUGGAUUACGGUCAGUUCAAGAACUAAACAGUCCUUUUCCUGUUCAGUGUUUUCGAAAACUAACAUCUUUUUAUUUCACGAAAUCGAAAAAAAGUUUCCCAAAAAGUUUUACAAAUCUUCAGAAAACAAAAAAGAAAACAAAUUUUAUCUGAACACUGAUUGCAAAACACGAAAACCGUCAAAAUUUGGUCGGAUUUUUGCGCUUUUCAUUUUUCCUUUAACGUCCAGAAACUACCAAAAAUCAAGCAACCAUUGAUUAAAUUUUUACAAAAUUUGACCCGCGCAAAUAAAAAAAGAAAUGUAUUAAGAAACUUCAUUAAGUUUUAGUUUCUUUUUGAUUUCAAAAGGCUAGAGAAAAUGUAGUUCUUCAAUUUUGUGAAACCGUGUAAGUCAAAAAUUUGAAUGGCCAAGAUUGUACAAAAACAUCUAAAAACAGCAAACAACAAGAACUUCAUCAGAAUUAUAAAGCUAAAAGGUGACCAGUUCAGUUCAAAAUUUAGAGCAAAGUAAAGAACUUUUGUUUCAUAAAAAUUGCAUGCAAGUUUCGUUAUUCAUGUGUACGUCUUUUUUUUGUUCAGGGUCCACUCCUCUCUGCGUUCAAUGACUUGUCCGAAUAUGUUAAGGUCCUUUUUUUUUGUUAAACUAGCAUGUUCAGCAGAAAACAAAUAGUUUUAUAACCAACUUCGUUCAGAAAACUCAACCAAAAGCUGAUCGUGGAGCCCUACCACCAAGACAGAAGAAGAACUUCCUUUCUUUGAAGCGGUAUAUAAAUAUUCUGUCUUUUGCCACUGCUAUGUUUUUUUUUUAUCAGGUGGUCCGACAAUCUUCUUCCGAUUGGUCGCUUGGCGAAACGAGGUGCUAUUUUCCGACGUCUCACUAUGGAUGGCGUGUUUGAGCGAAACAUCAGCUUCGGUAAAUCUUAUAUAUCCUUUUUUAUACGAACAAUGAAAUUCAGAUGCUGACUACGCUCCGACCGUCAACAAACAACUGGAAGACAUCGUCUCACACGUUGGAGACCUGAUUGCCACGCUUUCUUGCAAUUUGGAAGGUUCUCCAAUGCCCAAGAUCACCUGGUUGAAAGACGAUAAAGAACUAGUUGUACCUUCCAUCAAGUACGACUCAUUCUUCAACGAAGGUCAGGCCGAGCUCACCAUCAAAAACGUCACCGAAGAAGACGCAGGACGAUAUACAUGUCGUGGAACUAACGAGUUGGGCAGUAUCAUGACCAACGCCACGCUCUCCGUUGAAAAAACUGAGAAAAAGAAAAAGUCUGAAACCCUGCCAGCUGCAAUGGAAAAGCAGAAGAAGAAGACCACCAAAAUUGUGGUGCCAACAGAAGAAAUGUGCGAUCUUCCACCAGACUUCCAUCACAAGCUGAGCGACUGUGAUGCUAAGAUCGGCGAAAUAAAGAUCUUGGUUGUGACCAACACAACUUUGCCGGAGCCCACCGUAGAAUGGUAUCACAAUGGUGAGCACAUCAGCGCCAACGACAGCAAUUAUAUGAGGCGCCACGACAAAGGAAGAUAUGAGCUGCAUAUUCUUAGCGUCGAUUCAAGUGAUGCUGGUCAUUGGAAAGCUGUUGGCAAGAACGCCUACGGAGAAUGCGACAGCGAAUGUGAAAUGAGCGUCACCAUUCCAGAUGGACAGUUUGCUCCAAGUUUCGGCAAGCCCCUCGAAGACAUCCGUUGUACUGAAUCCGACAUUUUGAAGCUGGAAGUCAAGAUUGAUGCUAAUCCAGCACCAGAAAUUAGCUGGUUCCGAAAUGAAGGUGAAAUCGAACACUCGCAAAGACAUCGGCUCCAAUAUGAUGAUGGAAAUGGUAACUACUCGCUCACCAUCAUUGACGCCUAUGCCGAAGACAGCGGUGAAUACAAAUGUAUUGCGAAAAAUAAAAUCGGUCGCGCCCACACGAUUUGCUGCGUACGCAUCGAAGAACUGGAGUCUAAACGAAGCAAAAAAAUUGACGGAAGCAAGGCUCCACGGUUCCGAAUGCAGCUGGCCAAUCCACGCGAAGUCCCACAAGGUGCUGACUUGACACUGGUCUGCUCUGUUUCAGGAACGCCGCAUCCGAUGGUCAGGUGGCUGAAAGACGAAAAGCCAAUAGAUAUGUCUAACAAGCAAGACAAGGAAGAAAACGGAGUUUGCACGAUGACCAUCUUUGCUUCGAAGCCAGAAGAUCAAGGAAAAUACAUUUGUGAAGCAGAAAACAUGCAUGGCGUCGCCAGAUCGGUGUGUGACGUUGAAAUUAAAGACGCAAUCGACAAAGACCACAUCAAGCCUCGAUUCACUGAACAACUGGUGAACUGCUCCACAUGCGAAGGCAACGAGAUCGUUCUCGAGUGCUGCGUUGUCGGAAAACCAACUCCGGCCGUUACUUGGUACAAAGAUGGACUGAAACUCAUCAUCGAGAACCGCAUGCUACAGUACACAGAUCGCAGAGGAGUUGCCAGACUCAACAUUAUGAACGUCGUGACUGAUGAUGCUGGUGACUACACUUGUGAAGCAGUUAAUUCUCUUGGCAAAGACUUCACUCACUCCACCGUGAAGGUCGUCGACAUGGGUCUUGCCAAAACACGGCUCACUCCAAGCCGUAGCCGAAGCAGAAGUCGCUCUCCUUCCGUUAUACCGGCAGAACAAGCAAGGCCUCCUGUUAUCACCAGACCGUUGGCCGAUGCGACAGUGAUAGAAGGUAAUCGAGAACUCCUUGAAGUAGAAGUUGACGCCAAUCCAACUCCAACGAUCGAAUGGUACCACGACGGCAAAUUGGUGGCUGAAAGUCGUACUCUACGGACCUACUUUGACGGCCGAGUGGCUUUCUUGAAGAUCUAUGAAGCCCAUGACGAGCACAACGGUCAAUACGUUUGCAAAGUAAGCAAUAAAGCUGGAAGUGUUGAGACAAGAGGAACAGUCGCCGUCCAGAAGGCUUCAGGUCCAGCCGACCACGUCAGCAACAUGCCUACAUUUGUGACGAAGCUUCAAGACGUGAUUCUCAAGAACUCUGGUGAGACUGCGACUUUCACCUGUCAGCUUCACGCUCAACCGGCUCCACAAAUUUUGUGGAUGCACAACGGAAAAGCCAUUCAUAACAUGAGCAAUAUAACAGCUAGAUUUUUCGACGACAAUACAGCGACUUUGGUCAUUGAGAAGGUGACUGAUCAACUUUGUGGAACGUACACGGCCGUCGCUAGUAACAACUUUGGAGACGCUCACUCUUCCGCUCAGCUUUCUAUCGCCGGCAAAGAAGAAAUAGCCGCAGUUGCCUCUCUUCCCUAUUUCAUUGUCGAGCCCAAGCCAAAAAUUUCGGUUGAAGAAGGAACAAACCUCUACAUCACGGCCGAUAUCAAUGGUUCACCAGCGCCUGAAAUCGCCUGGCUCAAAGACAACAGGCCUUUAGAUCCGUCAAACCGAGUUUUUUUAACCAAGGAUCGAGUCUCCUACCAACUUACAAUUCAAAACGUUACUACUGAAGACCAAGGAACAUACACGAUAACGGCCGAAAACGAAAGAGGCAAAGUGAGAGAAAACACCGAAGUUGUCGUCCUUUUGUCAUCUCCCCAACAAAAGCGGAAAGCCGUUCGUACUGACAAAGACAAAGAGCUGAAGCCUGGAAAACCAUCUGAGCCGAGAGCGCGUAGCGCAACAGUCAAUAAUGUUACCUUAAAUUGGGAUGCUCCUGGAGAAGGAAGCGGAGGAGAAGUUGAAAGUUACCAAGUUGAACAAAGAAAUCCUGACCAACAAACAUGGAAAGCCAUCGGAAAAGUUGUGACUACGGAAAUUGACAUCCAGGAACUUGCUCCGAACACCGAAUACUUGUUCCGUGUGGCGGCGAUGAAUAAGAGCGGCAACAGCGACUGGAGUUACAUGAAAGAGACGGUGAAAACAGCUGCAGAGGGACAACUUCCGCAAAUAAUAUCUACUCCUACUUCCAUUUUGACCGCUACACCCAACGAGAAGUUCACCCUCUUUGUCAAAUUUGUCGGUGCUCCGGAGCCAACGGUGAGAUGGUACAAGGACAGCCGAGAACUGAGCUCUUCAGAAAAAGUAAAUUUCGAAAACACUUCACAGAGCUCUCUUCUCACCGUAGAAGCGACUGGCGACGAAGAGGGCACCUAUUCAGUUCACAUUGAGAACGAGCUUGGAAGAGUUUCCUACUCGUGUCAAGUCAAACUGGCCAAAAAGAUGGAAUCACUUCGAUCAAGUCCUGAGCAUUCCUUGGAACGAAAUAUCACGCCGAGUGUUCUCAAAGAGCUUAAUAAUGAGUUCACUCAAACAGGCCAACAGUUUGUUCUCAACUGCCGCAUCGCUUCGAAGUCAGAGCAUACUGUAGCCUGGUUCAGAAACGACGAAAGGAUCCAGCCCACCGGCCGUUACGAACUGAGCACUGACAAGAAAGGCAACCAUCGCCUAGUAUGUCAUUCAUCUCAAGCUGGUGAUUCUGGAACUCAUCGUUGCGUCGUCAGCAACGCAUAUGGAUUCGCACAGAGUGAAUGUAUUGUGACUGUCGAGGACGUUAAAAACUUCAUAACUCCUUCAUUUACUAAAGACCUGGAAGAUAACACUGUGAUUACGGGCAAAAGUAUAGCUUUGCAAUGUGUCGUCCAAGGAUUCCCGACGCCUGAUGUAACUUGGAGCAAAGAUGGUGAAAGAAUCACGACAACGCGACGUAUGAAGUGUACCCGAGAUGAAGACGGUACAUGCAAACUGUUCAUCUCUCAAGCUGAGAGCGAAGACACCGGCGUUUAUGUCUGCUCAGCAACCAACGUGGCAGGAGUCGAUUCGGUUUCAGCAAUGGUCGUCGUCGCGAAAACUGCCGGCGAAGACAUGCAUCUCGUGGUGGCAGACACGCUAGAGGAGAAGCAAGAUAAGCCACGCUUCACUCGAGCUCCACCUUCCCUGUUCGACGUUCCUGAAGGAGGACAGUUCACUCUCAUUGCCAAGGCUGUAGGACAACCAAAGCCAGUGAUGACGUGGUUGAAGGACGGAAGAGAGAUUUUGAGAACAAACCGCCUCUACAAGCACUACCUGACUGGAGAUGGAGAAAGCCACUUAACCGCUGAGUGUGUUGUCUCUAAGACCAGUGGCAUUUUCAGCUGCAAAGCCACCAACAUUCACGGAUCAGUAAUUGCCGAAUCCCAGAUCAUAGUCCAAAGGAAGAAGUCCACCCUGGACCAAGUUUCAUUGGCUCCGACUUUCGUCACGCCUCUAGCCGACAUGGGGAUCGUAAACGGGCACCCCGUAACGUUGAGCUGCGUCGUUCGAGGUGCGCCAGAGCCACAACUCAGAUGGUUCUACAUUGACGACUACGGCAACACGACAGACCUAACAAAAAGCACUAACAACUGGAUCGAAUGCAGAUUCGGAGAGGUGAUAAAACGUUUAGUCUCUUUUUAUCCAAUUGAAAGUUUAUAGAUUGCUGAACUCAAAUCUGAACGAGUUUUUCGCGACCAACGAGGAACUUACAUGUGUGAGGCCAAAAAUGCUAGCGGUCAAUCUUCUACCAAAUGCUAUCUUCUUGUGGGAGGUCCGAUAUUUUCAUAAUUUUGCUCUAAAACUGGAUUCUUUUUGCAGAACUUUCCGACGAGCCAGCUGGACCACCUCGUUUUGUACGCUGUCUCCGAGAUAUUUGGACUCCUCUCAAUGAGAAAGUAUCCUUCAGCGUUGAAAUCGCUGGAUACCCAAUACCUGACCUUGUCUGGUAUCGAAACGAUCAAAAAGUGGUCGAAGGAAAAGGAAUUGAGGUUAUCAUUAAAAAAAAAAACAAAGUACGAAAAAAAAUUUUCGAAAACAUUUAAUUUUAGAAUUUUUUUUUAAAUGAAAAGUUAAUUCAAAAAAAAAAAGUUACAUUAUCGAACGUUUAGAAAAAAACUACAACAAAAUGGGAUGAAACAAUCAGAGAAUCUUGGAAUUUCAGUUUUUAAUGUGUCAUAUAUUCUGUCGACGAACGUUGCUUCAUUGAAAAGUUACGAAACUGUUUUCAGGAAUUAAAAAAAAGGAGUGUGAAGAAUCUGAGACUCAAAGAAAGUUAUAAGAUCUCAUGAUACAUUUUUUUUAUUCAGAAACUACGUUUUUUAUAGCAGAAAGUUAACCAAUCUAUCUCAUUUUUCAGAUCACAUUCCCAACAGACACGACCAGUGUUCUGACUAUUCCAUCGGUUUCGCUUCGAGACCUUGGAAUGUACUCGGUGGAGGCGAGCAAUUUACACGGAGUUGUUCGCACUGCCGGAAGCUUGAACGUCGGUGAGCCUCGACGCGCCGAACCACCUGAGUUCAAGCACCUUUUGCAAAAACUCGUCGCCGUCCAACCGAAAGUCGCCUUUUCAGAAGAUGUGAGCGCUGUCAUUUUUUUCUCAAGAAAUUUUAUUCGAUUCAGGUUGAUUCGUCCGUUUCACCUAACCGCGCCGAGCACAGAAAGAAGGGAGCUGCACCCAUCUUUGUUCAAGGCCUGGAGGAUAUGGACAUGAAAGCCGGCACAUCUGCUGCGGUCGCCGGUAAACUCGGAAGAAGUGAGUGAAUUUGGACGGUUGAAAAUAUAAUUGACAGAGGGUUGAAAAUAUAAUUGACAGAGAGGUUGAAAAUAUAAUUGACAGAGCUACGACCACAACGACAUCAACACAAGGAUGAUGCUACACGGCUAGCAAAGUCCAUUGCAAAAGCUGCGAAGGUUUCUGAACCCCAUACUUCAACCGAAGUACGGCCUGAAUCGAGGCCUGAGAGCUCUGGUAGAAAAGAAUAUUUGAAAGAAUGAAUCAAAAAAAAUAUUAGCGUUGGACGAAGUUCGUGCUGCAAUCAACUCGCGCAACAAAAGAGUCUGUCGGCCCAAAUUUAUGGUGAAACCAAAGCCAAAGAAGGUUAUACAGUAAUGAUAUACAAAAAAAUUGCAUAAUUUCACAGACUUUGGAAGAAUACAAAUCGCUACGCUUGAAGACCGCUGUUUCUGGAAAUCCGCUUCCUCAAGUUCAUUGGGACAAGGGCGGAGUGGUUCUGGAGACCGGCAACAAGUAUUCCAUCUACAACGACGGCGAUUUCUACUAUCUUGAAGUACAAAAAAUUAUUUUCUGUACUCCAAUUCGAUUCUUAGGUUCAUCAUGUUUCGACAUUCGACAAAGGAUUUUAUAACUGUACUGCACAGAACGACGAAGGGAUCGCCACCAGCACUUCUGAGGUGCGCUCUUCUUUCUGUACAACUUUUCUAUAACUUUUUGGAAUCAGAUUGACGUUGUCAAAAGUUCUGAGCAAUCCGCCAAAAAGAAGAGCCGAAAAGAAGAAAAAGCACCAACUUUCAUCGAGGUGCUUCCUGGAGUCGUUGAGGUAGAGAAGGAGGAAUGACAAUCGUGAACAAAAACUACUUCAGGGAACCUUGGGAGAGCCGCAUUCCGUGGAAUGUUCCAUCAGCGCUCACCCAUGUGCAAGGAUUCAAUGGUUCCGCAACUCCGCUGCGCUGCUACCGCAACCCGACAGGUGAAAUAAAAAUUGUAGAACAUUGAGACUAAUCCUAGUUUUGUUUCAGAUACAUCAUGGCUUACGAUGGAGAAUGCGCUUCGUUAAAAUUCUGUUCUUUGCACACCAGUGACGAGGGCACUUACACCUGUGAAGCCGUGAACGAGUACGGAAAAUGCAAAACUCAGGUAUUUCAUUCAAUUUUUAAUUGGUAAAGCUCGAUAUUAUUAAUGAAAAAUGUUAAAAGUACUGCCAACGUGCACGAAAAGUUUUUCCUGCUAGUUUUCUUAAACCAAAUCUUCUUUUUUUUCAGAUGAACCUGAAAGUUUCUGGUGGAAACUCCACUGCUGCUGAAGGAAUACCACCGCUCUUCAAGUUGGAAAUUUGAUGAAGCAAAAUUCGAAAUGGUUGUAAUUAGGUUCGAAAAGAUCAAAUCGGCACGACGAGUGAUCGACGGAAGCCGUGUGGAGCUAGCUGCUGAGCUCACACAAGGCUCCGAGCCACUCCAGAUCCGAUGGCUCCGCAACAAAGUCACAAUUGUUGACUCCCCCUCAUUCGAAUACUCGCGAACAGAGAACAUGGUGAAAUUGUUUUUUUUUUUAACUCUUUUCAAAAUAUUUUAUUUAGGUGUUCUUAACGAUUGCCGACGUCUUCCCAGAAGACGGAGGCGAGUACACGGUUGAAGCGAAAAACCAAUGGGGCAUUGCACGCUGCACAAUGCGCCUCGAUGUGAAAAGUGAGACUUGGAAAGGUUUUCAGAAAGCGAAUGUAUAAUCAGACAACGAACGAUCAACAGUCGAGGAAGAAUCGCCAAAAAUUUUUGACGUCGAGCAGGUUGUUCGGACACACCUCGGCCUGAGUGCGGAACUGAGAGCCCGUGUGAUUGGACAUCCUGAUCCCGUCAUCGCUUGGACCAAAGACGCCAAGCAGCUGUCGAAUGACAGCAAAUUCACGGUAAUAAUGUAGACAAAAUAUUCAACCUUAUUGUGUGUUAGAUCCGAAACGAAGGAGAUCUUUUCAUUCUUCGCGUCGACAAUCCUACACGAGCCGACGCCGGACACUACGUCCUGACGGCGGUCAACGUCGCAGGACAGUCUACCGUAACUAUCGAACUCUCCGUCGCCCCUACUACCGAGUUAGUUUAAAAAAAGUGUAAAUAUCAGAUAUUAUAUGAGAAUCCAUGGAAGUACUGGAAAAAAUUUGAAAAAAAUAGAUUAUGGCGAGUAUCUUUGUUAUCUAUAGUGAAUUAAAAACAGUUUCUAAGCAAAGCGAGGAAUUAUUUUGAAGUUCAUAGUUUUCACAGAAUACAUGAAUAAAACUGUACAGAUUAUACAGAAAAAUCUUUCUUACUAAAAUACUCCGAUAAUCUGUAAAACGAAAAUUUACAAGGUUUACAAAAUUUACACGGCCGUUUUUUUACCUUUCAUUUCAAUCACAAUGAAGUUGCAAAACAUUUAGAAUUUUUCAAAACGGUAAUGGGAUAGAGAACUUCAAUAAUUCUCAAAACCACAGAUCGAUCGGCGACAAACCGAAAUUCACGGAAUCACCAGUGUCGGUACAAACAAGACCAAGAGAGCGCGCCGAGCUGCGGGCGGCUUUUGCCGGUCAGCCGACACCGGUUUGCCGUUGGUUCAAAGAUGAUCAACAACUACAAGAUGGUUGGUUCUCUUAUCUCCUUCAGAUUCAACAUCAAAUCCAGGAGUCGAUGGAUACACCGUCACGACUUCUGAAUCAACAUCAACAUUGACGGUGAACUACCUGGAGAAGAAGCACUUUGGCGAAUAUUUAUGUACCAUUCGCAAUUUGAACGGCGAGGAGUUGUCGACGGCGAUGAUUCUAGUCGAAGGUGAGCCUCCACUUUGAAUCUCUGUAAUUUGUGUCUUCAGCUCUUGCGUCUUUGUUCUGUCUGCUCGUCGGAGCUCUGUGGCUCAUCUGUCUUGUAUGUUUUUAACAUUGUCCAGUUCAGUCAAAUCAUAUAAAUGUUUUGUGAUUCUGAAGGAGCUUUCAUAGAAUCUUCACAGUAGAGUUGAAAAAAGAUCUCUAGAGGCGCAAGGAGCUCAUUUUUUUUUAAUCCACAAAAACCCCCCACGGGUGAAUGUGUUAACCGGUAAUCAGAACGUUUUUAUCAAGCCCAGUGAAUUCAUGUGAAACUAACAUUUUGAGGUUUCAAAGUUUAAGCUUUGAAUUUUUCACAAAAAACGCUUGACAGUGUGUUCAAAAGACGCGCCUGAAUCAACUGAAAAUUGAGUCCAUUAAAACAUUAACUUCCAACCAAGGCUUCGUCUUCAUAAAUCCCUUAAGCAGUAAACGUAUACCCUAAACCAACGAGGAUGUUAGUUUUGCACGGAAAAUGAUCCAAUUGAUCUCAACUGGUAGGAGAAGGAAACACAACUGUUGUCUCGAACUCUUCCGCAUUUUUUUUCCUACGUGUCAGCAAUAAUUUUCUUUAGACCUGCCAUGAAAGUUUUCUUUUCAGGCUCGUCAGCUGCACUUCCACAACGAAGGACGAGCAGGCGUUGA
This is a messenger RNA of Caenorhabditis auriculariae, 17056 nucleotides long. Lineage: Eukaryota; Metazoa; Nematoda; Chromadorea; Rhabditida; Rhabditidae. The record is from the annotation of a GenBank genome assembly.